Molecule: messenger RNA, 661 nt
Organism: Aplysia californica (California sea hare)
Lineage: Eukaryota; Metazoa; Mollusca; Gastropoda; Aplysiida; Aplysiidae
Product: cathepsin Z
Exons: 4
Coding region: 46-351 (101 amino acids)
Cellular component (GO): lysosome
Molecular function (GO): cysteine-type endopeptidase activity
Source: RefSeq, a predicted model, not a curated record
GUCAAGGUUGGAGACCAUGGUCUGGUGUUCGGAAGAGACAAAAUAAUGGCAGAAGUGUACAAGGGUGGCCCUAUCAGCUGCAGUUUCGAGGCCACAGACACCUUUCGUAAUUAUACUGGAGGAAUUUUCGCGGAGCUUAAAACGAUGGUCUUGCUUACCCAUUCUGUGACCGUCACUGGUUGGGGUGUGGAGAACGGCACCGAGUUCUGGAUCGUAAGAAAUUCUUGGGGAAGCUCUUGGGGAGAAGAUGGCUGGUUCAGAAUCGUCACCAGCAGAGCCAUGGGAGGUAAAGGCGACCUCUACAACCUGGGAAUAGAGAGCAGGUGCCGCUACGGUGACGUCAUUGUUUAGUAACACGCAACAUCAACACCCUGGGAAGUCGGAAGGUGGGCUUCCUCUUUCUGCCUCAUUACGCGUAAUCCUCUUCCCAUGAUUGGGUUGGGUUUUUUUGUUGUUGUUGUUGGGUUUUAAUUUUUUUGGUUCUUGUGAUUGUUUUGUUUUUCUGUUUUUUUAGCUCAAAAUUCAUUGCUUCCAUUCCAAUCCUCAAGGUUUGUUGGAAGUGAUACUAUUGCUUUUGACGUCAUUCAUUCUCGAGUUUUUAGAAGAAUUGCUGCUACAUUUGCGUUACUAAAAUAAAUCAUCAAGGUUGUUUUUUUAAUAA